This is a messenger RNA of Penicillium odoratum, 1014 nucleotides long. Its product is annotated as deoxyhypusine monooxygenase. Gene Ontology annotation, molecular function: deoxyhypusine monooxygenase activity. Gene Ontology annotation, biological process: peptidyl-hypusine biosynthetic process. Bases 1 to 1014 code for a protein of 337 amino acids. The transcript is spliced from 2 exons. NCBI's taxonomy places the organism in Eukaryota, Fungi, Ascomycota, Eurotiomycetes, Eurotiales, Aspergillaceae. The record is from RefSeq and is a predicted model, not a curated record.
AUGGCACCUUCUGCAACUGAAACUGAGGGCAUCGACGAGACCGUCCUGACCCUCCGCAAGGUCCUUGUCUCCGAAACCGAGCCCCUCGCUCGGCGCUUCCGCGCGCUGUUCUCCCUUAAGCACCUGGCCUGUCUGCAGCCUCCCACCGAGAAGACCCUCCCCGCUAUCCAAGCGAUCGCCGCCGGUUUCGCUUCUCAAUCGGCUCUCCUCAAGCACGAGCUUGCAUACUGCCUGGGCCAAACCAAGAACCGCGACUCUCUCUCGUACCUGCAGCACGUUGUUAAGGAUGUCGAGGAGGAUGCGAUGUGUCGCCACGAGGCCGCUGAGGCUCUCGGUGCCUUGGGAUAUUCCGACAGCCUGGAACUUCUGAAGAAGCUGCGGGACGAUGCGAAUGAAUUGGAAAUUGUCCGCGAGACCUGUGAUAUCGCAGUUGAUCGCAUUCUGUGGGAGAACUCUGAGGCGAAGAAGGCGGAGAAUCUCAAGGCUAGUGAUUUUACCUCUAUCGACCCUGCUCCCCCAAUGCCUCUGCAAAACAACGAGCCCUCAAUCCCCGAACUGGAGAAAACAUUGAUGGACACAGAACUUCCUCUCUUCCAAAGAUACCGGGCUAUGUUUGGACUUCGUGACCUUGCAUCGCCCCCAGACCUCCCCACAGCAGUCGGCGCUGUGAACGCGCUGGCCAAGGGUCUCAAGGACCCUUCUGCUCUGUUCCGUCAUGAAGUUGCCUUUGUUUUUGGACAGCUCUGCCACCCCGCCUCCAUUCCUUGUCUAACAGAAUGCUUAGGUGACCUGCAAGAGGUUGGUAUGGUGCGACACGAGGCCGCCGAGGCACUUGGUAGCUUGGGUGACGAGGAAGGUGUGGAGGCCACCCUGAAGAAGUUCCUGAAUGACCCUGAGCAGGUUGUGCGGGAUAGUGUGAUCGUGGCGCUUGACAUGGCAGAGUUUGAGAAGAGUGGCCAAGUUGAAUAUGCGCUGGUGCCCGAUGGGAAUGCCAUUGCCGUUUCUGCAGCAUAA